Molecule: messenger RNA, 3481 nt
Organism: Serinus canaria (Common canary)
Lineage: Eukaryota; Metazoa; Chordata; Aves; Passeriformes; Fringillidae
Product: granulocyte-macrophage colony-stimulating factor receptor subunit alpha-like
Exons: 10
Coding region: 360-1235 (291 amino acids)
Biological process (GO): cytokine-mediated signaling pathway
Cellular component (GO): membrane; external side of plasma membrane
Molecular function (GO): cytokine receptor activity; protein binding
Source: RefSeq, a predicted model, not a curated record
CACAUUGUCAAAACAUGCAAAAAUACACCAAGGCAAAGUCAUAGUUUCUAUUCUUCUUGUUCUCCAUACUGUAAGCAGCACAGGGAAACAGGUUUUCAAGGAGAAGAUUUACAGCAUUGAGGAAGCCAUCUCUCUAAGACCCUUGAACAGCACCUGUGAUCAUACUUCAGACUGCGUCAUUUACCCAGCAAUUUCUUCAUGGGAAGACAAUUUCUCUAUUCAUUUUUUAAAUGAGGGAGUGAAGUGCCCAGACUUGGAUGGCCCAGGGUCUUAAAGUGAAUCUGCAGCAGAGAACUGCUCCGAGCUCUCCAUCACCUCAUCAAGUACGGUAAUGACCGAACUCUCAAAAGCAGUUUGGCAUGAAUGAGACAGCCAUUGCAAAUUUUACCUGUGUCAUUUUUAAUGUUUCCUUCAUGAACUGCACCUGGCAUGUGGGCAGGACUGCUACAGAAGAUACCCAAUAUUUCCUGUACUGGAGGCCCUUGAGGAAUGAAGAUGUCACAGAAUGCCAAAAUUACAUCAAAGAUACCUGUGGAAGGCACAUAGGAUGCCGAUUUCAAAGUGUGACAAUAGCAAAUAACUAUGCUUAUUUCCUGGUAAAUGGGUCCAGAGGUGGACAAAGCAUUCAGUCAUAUGAGAAGAAGAUAAUGCUAUACCAAAUUGAAAAGCUCACCCCUCCAUUAAAUGUCACAGUGGACUGUACAGAAGCUUCUCAUAGAUGUAGCAUUUGGUGGCAACCACCUCGCACAAGUCAUGUGAAAAAAAAGAGUUGUUUCAAAUAUGAAAUUGUCAUAGAAAACAAGGCUGAUGCUGAGAAAAACACCAAAACUGCAUCUAAAACAGCAGCAAUCAUUGAAGAUAACUCCUACCUCUAUGAAAGCUUCAGCUCAGAAAAAAUGUACAGCGCCAAAAUCAGAGCAACAGAUGCAGGCUUUUGUUUAGUCAGCUCAAACUGGGGAGAGUGGAGUACACCUGUGGAGUUUGGAGCACAGCAACUUACAUCUACUUCAUCAUAUAUGCUGGUUCUGAUACCAAGCCUGGCAGCUGGACUGGCAAUUCUCCUUUGCAUGACAGUAAGGGCUUAUUUCAAAAAAACAUCUGCUACAGUACCACGGCCAAGAGACCCAUUCCGUCAGCCCUCUCCAAUGGACUUCCAGAUAGAAUAUAUGAAUCUAUUAAAAAAACAAGAAACUGAAGAAAUAACAGAUAUUGAAGAAGUGACGGAAUGCAAGUGAAAUGAGCAACUUGUUUUUUUCUAGCAUAUAGACCUUAUUGGCAAGAAUUAAGAGGAUUUUCAUAUUCUCUCACUCCUGGAAACAGGGAGAAGAGUGUCAGCUGUAAAGACAACUCCCCAAGAUCUUAUCUCUAAAAGCCUUCUUGUGUUUGGUUACAUUUUCUAUGAACAGUAAAGUUUGGACUAUUUCUGGUUUUUAUUAUGAUGAACACUGCAGUAUUUCAGAAAAAAAAAAAAACAAAACAGUAUUGCUUUGGAAGCUAUUUUACUGUUUUUCAACAACAUGCAAAAAAUAUAUAUAAGAACAAACAAAUUUAAGGGGUUUAUUCAGGAUCUCCAUUGGUUCAGUUUCUCAAAAAAGGUACAGCCAUACUGAGAUUGUUAUCAGGAAUGGAAUUUGACAUCUGUAUGAAAGCUCACUGCAUGAAGCCAUAUCAAACCUCUUAAGAAAGAUUACUUGUUCAUACAAAGUGAGUACUCUUAAAGAGCUCUGGAUGCAAUCUUCCCUUAAGUCUAUUUGUUGCUUCCUGUUUUUCAUCCCUUCCUGUCUGUGUUAGAUGAAAAAAUUACUUAAUAUAUGAUUGCUAUCAGGUAGCAGAUGUACAUAUGUAUAUGUACUGAGUGGGAAAUGUUGGAAAUUGAGCAUUUGAACUCUCCAGCAGAAGCCUGCCACUCGCUAAUUUUAAAUGGUACAGGCCAGUUGUGUGUUUUUAUACCACCUGGAUGAAACAGAAGCAUAACAGCCUGAAUCCUCCAACUAAUAAGGAGAUAUGAGAGAAAAUCCUCAAUUUUCAGGAAAUUGAAUAUGAGUCAAUCCUGCCCUGGCAGCCAGGAGGGCGAACCUUGUCCUGGGCUACAUCAGACAUGGCAUCUCCAGCCAGGCAAGGGAGGGAAUUGUCCUGCUCUGCUCUCCUCUGCGCCAGGGUGGCCUCACCUUGAGUGCUGGGGACAGUUUUGGGUGCCACAAUAUAAUAAAGAUAUAAAGCCAUUAGAGCGAGUCCAAAGAAGGGCUACAAAGAUGGUGAAAGACCUUAAGGAGAAGCUGAGGCCAUUUGGUCUGCUCAGCCUGGGGGAGACUGGGGGGAGACCUCAUUGUAGUUACAAUUUCCUUGUGAGGGAAAGCAGAAGGGCAGGCACUGAUCUCUUCUCUCUGGUGAACAGUGACAGGACCCAGGGAAUGGUCUGAAGCUGUACCAGGAGAGGCUUAUGUUGGGUAUCAGGAAAAUGUUUCUCUCCCAGAAGGUGUUUGGGCACUGGAACAGCUCCCCAGGGCAGUGGUCACAGCACCAGCCUGACAGAGUUCAAGAAGCAUUUGGACAACACUCAGGCACAUGGUGUGACCCUUGGGGCUGUCCUGAGCAGGGCCAAGAGUUGAACCCAAUUACUUUUGUGGGUCAUUUCCAGCUCAGUGUAUUCUAUAAUUCCAUCGAGUCUCAAGAUGGUUAAAGUCAUCUCAAGAGGCUGAAAUCCUAUCACGGAAAAUAAAGUCCUCUCAGUGAUAAAAUUCCACUAGACCAGGUUACUGUCAAGAGACCAUCUUUGGAACUAAAUUUUUCUAUAGUUCUGUGUUUCUAAAUGAGCUUUCAAUAAAAGUUUAUUUUUAAUGUCUGUUUAAAACAGAACCAGAAAAAGAUCCUUUUACUUGAGUUAUAAUUGCCAAUAGAUAAAAGCGCCUGCAUUAAAUGGGAAAACUAAAGCCUACACUCGUUGUAAUCUAAGGACAACUAAACAGAUACAGUCUACUGCAUCCUCUCCAUCUUUCUUCACACAGAGUUGAUCAUUGGUGCUUUCACUGCUUUCACUCUGAGACAGAAAAGUCAUUACGAAAACUUGUUCACUACCAGCAAACCAAAAAGAAAACCAUAAGCCAUGGCCAUGAAACAGUGGAGGUGGUAGUAGGUGUGGGACUAAGGUAUUGCUUUCCCAUCCCUGGGCAAAGACCCCAAAAUCAGUGGGAAAGGAUGGUCAGGCUUUAGAAUCUUUUAACUAACUGCGUUGGAUGCUCAAAUAGGAAGAAGUCCUUUAUUCUGGUCUCCUAUGGCUGUUCCUCUGUUCUGUGCUAAAAACUAGAAAGUUCUUGAUGCAAGGAAAAAAUUAAUGGUCUUGUCUACCAUUUGUAUUUUUGUGACAUUUGCAAAAGCUGCAACACGCCAGUACAGCAAAACACCAGACAGACAGCUCUUGUGAACACUCCUGGUUUUGUUGAAGCAAUAAAUUAUUCUUCAAGUUUUUCUGAGUUCUAAGAAA